CCGAGCCGAGCCGAGCCGAGCCGGACCGAGCGGGCCUGGAGGGAUCCGAGCGGAGUCGCUGCGAUGCCCAAAGCGCGGGCCGGGAAGCGGGCGGAGCGCCGGGAGGGCCGCGCCGGCGGCAUCCUGUUCAACACUGGGGCCGGGCAGCACAUCCUGAAGAACCCCCUCGUGGUGAACAGCAUCAUCGAUAAGGCUGCCCUGCGACGCACGGAUGUCAUUCUGGAAGUGGGCCCCGGAACUGGAAACCUGACAGUAAAAAUGCUGGAGAAAGUAAAAAAGGUUAUUGCAUGUGAAAUUGACCCUAGACUUGUUGGUGAGCUUCAGAAGAGAGUCCAGGGCACGUGUCUAGCAAACAAACUUGAAAUCAAGGUUGGAGAUAUUUUGAAAACAGACUUACCAUUCUUUGAUGCAUGUGUGGCUAAUUUGCCUUACCAGAUUUCUUCACCUUUUGUUUUCAAGUUGUUGCUUCAUAGACCUUUUUUCAGGUGUGCAAUCCUUAUGUUUCAAAGGGAAUUUGCACUUCGUUUGGUUGCAAAACCAGGAAGUAAACUGUACUGCAGACUCUCUAUUAAUACUCAGUUAUUGGCUCGAGUGGACCAUCUGAUGAAGGUUGGAAAGAACAACUUCAGGCCUCCUCCCAAAGUUGAAUCCAGUGUUGUCAGAAUAGAGCCAAAGAACCCACCACCACCUAUCAACUUCCAGGAGUGGGAUGGUCUGGUAAGGAUAGCCUUUGUUAGGAAAAACAAGACACUAUCUGCAGCAUUUAAAUCAAGUGCUGUAGAGCAGUUGCUGGAUCAUAAUUACCGAAUUCAUUGUUCCUUACAUAAUACAGAAAUCCCUGAAAACUUCAAAAUUGCAGAGAAAAUACAGACAGUUCUAAAAGAUACAGGUUACUCUGAAAAACGAGCCCGUUCAAUGGAUAUAGAUGAUUUCAUUCGAUUGCUACAUGGCUUCAAUUCAGAAGGCAUCCAUUUUUCAUAGGUACUGCCAGAAGAAUGAAAGAUGCUGUAUUUUUUCACCAAAGUUUUACCCGGGCCAGAUUGAGUGCAAUGGGACAAACUCCUCAUAAAAGCAAUGAACAGAAUACGGCGUAUAUGCUUGGACUCAAAAUAAAAUGUUAGAUAUGGUUUUAUCACAGACAGUAGGCAAGAAGCUGCUGCUCAGUAUUUUAAAAGCAGUAAAUUCUUUCAGAGCUGAAGUGAGGUGCUGGGCUACCUCAUGACUGUGUUAUUCUCUAAAUAUCCAAAACAUGGAUUGAUGAUAAUUGUAAUCUGUGUUCUCUGAUCAUGGACUUCACCUCAGCAUAUUCAUGCACAGUACUCAAAAGCAGAACACAUAAGGGGUCUGUACAACAAAAAGAAUGUUGCGGUAAUUGUUGCAGUAAUUUUUUUUUUUUUUUUAAUCAAUAGUUUCUGUGUUUGUUUUAAAGUAUAUUUAAAUCCACCCUUUUGAUUUGAUUUGAGAUGCCUGUCCCUCUCAUCCCUCUUGUAACUAUGAGCGCUCCAAGCCUGUUAGUAAUCUUCUGCUCUUAGAGAAUCCAAGUGAGUGUUUCUCAGAAAACAAAAGAAUUUACCUUCUGGGUUUGAUUUACAGAAUUGCCUUUACCCCUUCCUCCUGUGUAGGAAUUGGAAAAAAACCUACCAAUGGGCCAGGGCUCAUAAGUACAGUGGGGAUACAAGCAGCUGUUUUUUAAGGUAACUACUUCACUGUUAAGACAGGGAAAAGUUUGAGCACAGAUCAUAGCUUUCAGUGAGGUUAAGAGCAAUGCAUGCAAAUUAGCAAAACCUCCUCUAAGAAAAACUUUAUUUAUACACAUCAUGAAAUCAUUAAGGUUGGAAGAGGCGUCCUAAGACUUGAGUCCAGCUAGCAGCCCCAUUGACGUCCUGUUUUUUAAGUCAUUGAUUCAGAGGCAUGUAUAAAAAUAGGCAAUCAAAUUUACAGGCAUCCUGAAGCAUUGACUUCAAAAGCUGAAUUGCACGUUGAUUUCAAAAUUUAAUAAUUCAGUAAUUCUAGUGCUGCUUCACUUUGGUUCAUGCAGAACCAAAUGAUGAGUGAGGUAAAUAGCCACAAGGAAUAGUGGUUGGACUAAUACAGAAGGAAGAGUGCUGAAGAUACGUGUCAGCUUCCUUAAUGCUUUUGUUUUACUGAAAAGGAAUCAAGGAUAAGCUUGUCCAAAUUGUGUUCAAGUAAUUUCAGUCCAUUAUGGCAAUGGGCUGCAGAAACUCGAGUGCCACAACCAGCCCUAUCAAUUUUUCUCAAUUCUAACUGCUUCAGUAUCAGUGUAGGUCUGGCUAAGCAGGCUCUAGCACAAAGACUGGCAGUAGACACAGUUUCUGCUUGCGUGUGCUACUUGACAGGACACAUGUAAUUUACAGGGCUUUGUAAAAAGGUGCUGAAAGCUAACUGGUUUUUUUUGUACCCACAGUAAGACACAGCCUCGUUGUGGUGCUAGGCUUGCUUGCAUGGAGGAAUUGUAUAGAAGUCACUGUUACGUCUGUAGGAUGCCGCAGUCUUCAGAAGCUUUUUAGAAAGUAAGAAAUGUCUAGAGCAGCUUCAGGGAAAGCCUCUGAUAUUAUAUAACAUACUAGCCACCUGCUAACAGAAGCUAUUGCUUUCCAUUCCAUUGUUUUUUUCUUUUAGCUGUGAUGGGUGAUGAUCUUAAAAAAAAGUUCAGAAAGAGGUGUGAUUUUUUUUUUUUUUUUUUUUUCAAGAUGUGCAAAACUAAAGUCAGGAGAGUGGUCUGGGGAACUUCUUUUUAUAUACCUUAUACAGAAGAGUUGGCUUUAUUUUGAAAUAAGAGGCCUUUUCAAAAAUGUAACUGAUGUGUUUAUAAAUUCAAACCCUUCCCAAAGCAUAACAAAU
Messenger RNA from Hirundo rustica (Barn swallow), 2862 nucleotides. It is a transcript of the gene DIMT1, whose product is annotated as DIM1 rRNA methyltransferase and ribosome maturation factor. Lineage: Eukaryota; Metazoa; Chordata; Aves; Passeriformes; Hirundinidae. The record is from RefSeq and is a predicted model, not a curated record. The transcript is spliced from 12 exons. Gene Ontology annotation, cellular component: mitochondrial matrix. Gene Ontology annotation, biological process: rRNA methylation. Gene Ontology annotation, molecular function: rRNA (adenine-N6,N6-)-dimethyltransferase activity. The coding region runs from base 64 to 981 and encodes 305 amino acids.